AUGAAGAAAAAUCGAAGCCCUGAGUUUCCCUGGGAGAGAGGCCUUAGCUUCAAGAAUCUGAGGAAGAUAAUAUAUCUAGGGACCCAGGACAAGUGGCUCAGCCCAGAAAUAUUGCAUUCAAUUACGAUGAAGGAUAUUGACGAAAGUCUUAAGAGAGGCUUAACCUUAAACAGGUUUCUUGGCAUAAUUGAGAAGGAUCGAGUCAUUAUACAGUAUCUGACAUUACCCAAGUUUGAUCCGGUCUCCAAUAUGCUAUUGAGAGCAGAGUGCCAUGCUGCGGUGCUGCAUCGCCAAGACAAAGAUUGGUGGCUACUUGACUGCGCUGCUGAUAAGAGGAUCAGCCCCCUGCUAAAUAUCAAGAUGCCUUUAGGAGAGAGUGGGACCUCAUUCACUAAGGUAAUUGGAAACUUCCGAAAGGAGGAUAUAGGCGCUUGCUCAAGAGUGCGAGGAACAUGCAGAGGAAGUGUGACCGCAAAUAGCUUCAAGAUGGACAGGGAUCUAAGUAGUUCAAAAGCAUCAGAGGAGGAGAAGAUACAUACACUUAUCCAUUCAACUAAGAAAGCAAGGGACGCCAAUAGGGUGAAAUAUUUUACUCUAGAAUCAGAUUUGUUACUUGGCGAUUCAGCAGAUUAAGUAAGAAUUACCUAGAUAGAGCAGGCUCUAUAAAGAGAGAAACGGCGAGUUGAAUUGAUAAAGGAGCUUAGAGCAAAGAUAUGGCUACCAGAGGAGGGUGCAUUUCUAAAGGGUUUCCCAGAUGAAUCAAAGUAAUAGAUAGCCAGCAUUGCCUACAAAGAAGCCCUAUUGGGAGCUGCAGAUGGGUAACUGAAGAAAAUCAAGGAUGGUUUAGGUAUAGAGGCAUAUAGAAAUCUCGGAGCUGGAGGAGUCAAGGUGAACUAAGACAUGGCCUUGGAUUAUGUGAAGGAACGGCUGAUAGAUUUGCAGGAUGAAGCACUGACUGCAUUAGGACAAUGA
This is a messenger RNA of Stylonychia lemnae, 972 nucleotides long. Lineage: Eukaryota; Ciliophora; Spirotrichea; Sporadotrichida; Oxytrichidae. The record is from the annotation of a GenBank genome assembly.